UCUUGAAAAAAAUACUUCUGCUUUUGGCGAGAGCCUGUUAUUUGCCUGGACCUAAAAUUGCCCAACUGGCCAAGUUAGGCAUUUAGUGAUAUACUGAGCGAAUUGCGUCUGUGAUCGACUUGCUGUGCGUGUUCUGGACGGAAACUAAUUUGACAACUUCAAGGAUUUGUAUGACGGUGUACGUUAACGUUACUGUGAGCGAUGUUUUGAUGGGGUCUACUGACAAAAGAAGAAGAACAUUACAUCCUUACAAAUAUCAAGAAUAGAACGUUUCUAGAAGUAGCUGGCUACGUUUUGGACACCGCCAUGGCCCUGGGUAAGCCCAGCAGUCCGGACACAGUUCAAGCACGGAUUUGUCUGAAGAAGACUUUGACAGACUUUCGUAGAAAUUGAGCGACAUCCUGGUUGACCUCGGAGGGGACCGAGGCAAGAUUUCAGACAGACUCAACUCGAGCAUCGACCCAGCACAGGAAGCUGAGUACUUCACCCUGCUGGAGCAACUGUACAAGGACGACAUGGAGGUCAAAGAUCUGACCCAAGGAGUGAGUCAAAGACAGAUGAAACGUUUGGUAGAGGAAGUCCACGAUAACCAGAGGGCAGGGACGACCUCCAAAGUACAAAAAUGUGCAGACACAAGUCACAGCGCAGAACGGAUGCGACAAGAAACUAUAGAAGACUUGAUUAGAAACAACUACACUCUUCUGAGGAAGAGACUACAAGUUGAGAAACUGAUUCCCCACUUCAUCGUGAGGCGACUGCUGGACUUCCCCGAAGACAAGCAGGUCACCAUGAGCAAAACAACCACGCCAGACAAGGCCGAGGCUCUACUGGAGCUCCUGACCCAGAAGGGCACGUGCACACCCGAGGAGUUUGUGGAGAUUUUGAAGAAAGGGGACCACCGGCAUGUUGCAGAUCAGCUGAAAAGAACGAGUACGGAGAGUAAAACUACAAAAAGGCCUUCUGACGUAGCUGAUGACGUCAUCGCCUGCCUGAAGGACCUGUACGCUACAGAGUAUGCGCAUGUGCGGCCUCUACCGUGGUGCGAAGACCUCAACCUGCAUCUUGGAGAAGUCUACACCAACCUGCAGCUCCAGCGAAGGGACGACAGGGGUCACUUCCAAGAGACAGACACUAUCGUAAGCUUGGCAGAUAUUUACAAUACAAGGGCGGAUGAAGGUAGCCAAGGUAACGUGAGGUCAGGUGUCAGAAAGAUACGAGUAGAGGGGGACCCUGGUAUUGGGAAGUCGUGCUCUUGUCAGAAACUUGCCUAUGAUUGGUCCUGUGGGAAACUGGACAGGUUUAAAGUUGUGUUCUUUCUGGAAAUGCGGCACUUGACCGGGAAGGUAAAAGAUGAAAUAUUUGAGCAGCUUCUACCAAAAGAUACAAAGACCACCCCAGGCCAGCUCUGGUCCUACAUCCAAGAGAACCAGGAUGAUGUUCUCUUCAUCCUAGACGGUCUAGAUGAGCUCAGUCAGACAGCUAGGGAAGUCACAGAUGUGGUGGACUUGAUUCAGGGUAAAAUCCUCAGGAACUGUCAUGUUCUGGCGACCUCCAGGCCAUACCAGUGUGUCAAAGAUCUAGAGAAAUGUCACCAAUUCUACAAAAUUGUGGGCUACAGUGAGGAAAAUUCAAAGGAGUUCAUACACAAAUACUUUUGUGAGUCCCCAGAGUCUGCCUCAAAACUUAUUAAGCAACUUCAAAGUAACAGUAGUUUGUUAAGAAUAGUAAUCAACCCCCUCAAUAAUGUGCUUAUUUGUGUUGUGUGGGAGGAAAACAACAAAGAAAUGCCCUCUAGCAAGGAUGAACUAUACGAAAUGAUUGUUCAUUCAGUUGCGAAGAGAUUCUGUACGAAGACAAACAUUACAAUGGAAGGUGACAAACGUCCCCCUGUUAUAGAAGAAGCCUUGAAAGAUCUAGAAAAACUGUCCUGGGAGGGACUGGAGCAGGAACAGCUCCAGUUUAAAAUAGAUGAGAUCGCAAAGAAGUAUGGCACAACUGCCGAUAACAUGUUGAACAUGGGCCUGCUGACUAGAGAUUACUCUUUCUCCAGAAUCAAACGCACCUGCUACUGCGCCUUUCUGCACAAAACGUUUCAGGAAUACUUGGCCGCCCGCUACAUCAGUGGCCUGAUCAUUGAUAGAAGUAGCAGAGAAGAGGGGAUGAAAUGUGUUUGUCGCUUGUUUGGUAUGUCAGAUGCUGCUGUUGUGAACAGUAAACUGAUUGUAACUUGCUAUCGUGAGUAUAGGGAGGUACAAAACUGGUUACUUCUGAUCCUGGGUGAGAAUUCACGCCCACUGUUUGAAAAGUUUGCAGAGGAACUAAGCAAAGCUCAAACUGAUGAGGACAGGGAACUUUUGUCAUCUUUGUGCACCAUGUGGCUUGGGACAACGUUUGCAGGUGGGAAAAUGGCCGAGAUUGUAGCAACUUGUAUGUCUCAUCACGCAACAAACAAACUAGAUGAUUUUGGAUUCAACGGAGAGGAUUUAAGGUUUUACCCUGAUGAUCGUGCCUAUUGGUGUGUUGGUUUGGCACACGUUCUGACUUGCCAAAAGAAACUGCCCACAAGCCAUGGUACAAGUUUCAUACGGCAUCUCACAAUAGACUGCGAUCUUUUAGAUGCCGCACAAGAGAAGCUUGGUGUGUUAGAAAAUGCCUUAUCAGAUUAUGACGCAAUGCGUUCUGUAACAUUACUUGGGAUUGAGAAUGUUGACCCUUGCUCUCUAUUGCGCACAUACAUACCAAGGUGUGGAACAGAGAGUGUGAUCAUACGCAGCAAGGGUGGUGUUAUGACUUUGUUAUUGUUAAGUAUGUUAGAACAAUUGUUGUCAGUACCAAGGAUAGAACAUGUCAAUGCACAUGUACAGUCUACGUGGGUCAUGAAUAUUGGUAAUAAUCUUGGAGAGCGAGACAUAGGAUUCUCAUUUGACAGGUUGUUGGCCCGUCUGGUUGAAAGUCACACUUGUCUCAGGUCCUUAAAGCUAGGGAUAAGUUCUUGUAUGGCGCUGCUGUGUACGGACUCAGGAGCCAAGAUAUUCAGUAAUCUAACAGAGACCCUACAGAGCAUCUCAGAACAUACACGACUCGAGGUCGUUGAGUUCGAGCUUCCUGGGAACGAGAACCAACAUGAGACAUUUGAUGCGGGGCCAAUGGUGCACACGCUCACAGAAUGUGUAAAGAAAAACCAGGUGCUGAAGACACUGAGGCUUUGGUGGGGAAGCGAAUUCGAUCUGUUCACACCAUUUAAUAUAUACCAUGGAGAUUGCAGCGAUGAGUCCCUCUCCAGCCUGUGUUCAGCGAUCCGGGAAAACCGAACUCUGGAGACGCUGGUGGUUGAGGGACUAUUUUUUCACUCAGAGUGCAGGGCAGAGAUGAUUUCUGAUCUGGUACGUAAUAAGCCUAGCAACUACAAGGAACUCAGUAUAACUUUGUCUGUAGCUGUUAGCAUUUAUGUUGAUGAUGUUGAAGAUAUCUCUGUUGACGACGAUGAUGAUAUCUCUGACGAUCAUGACACAUCUGAAGGAACUCAGAAUGUCUGCCCAAGCCCAGAGCCUAAUGCAGGGCCCGGUUCUUCAAGCCUGCUAUAGAUAGUUUUAUUCCCUCCACAGAACCCAAAAGUCACUUCUAUUUCUUACAAGAAUGGUGCCCUUAGCAAGGUUGAACAGUUUGAUUGUUAAACCCUGAUAUGCUUUACCGCCAACAAUACAUAAUACAGAUCUUUAUAUUCUAAAACAUUUAGAUUGAUCCAACGAUUAAAUAAAAAAAGUUUUGAUUAGUAGCCACUAGACAACAUUUCAUACUGUACAAUUGGACCAAAUACAAGAUAAACUUAAAUUUCACUUCGGAUAUACAAAAUGCCAUCCUUACGUUCAGUUUCCUGCCUAUGGAGGCCUUCCUAUAUGUAAAGCUAGGAAUUCGAAAAUAUAAUAAUGUUUACUGUAUACUAACAACAGAACCUUUGACAAGAGCACGGCUAUGCACACACCUUUGCGACGUUAUAGUACUAGAAGCCUAUCUUGAAUUGGGUACCAUAUGAAUAUUCAUGUAUGC
This is a messenger RNA of Branchiostoma floridae (Florida lancelet), 4047 nucleotides long. Its product is annotated as NLR family CARD domain-containing protein 4-like. The record is from RefSeq and is a predicted model, not a curated record. Gene Ontology annotation, biological process: regulation of apoptotic process. Lineage: Eukaryota; Metazoa; Chordata; Leptocardii; Amphioxiformes; Branchiostomatidae.